CACAUUAUUAUUACUUGUGCAAUGCUUAUUUUCUCAUCUACUUACCACAUGCAACGUGAAUAAUUUAAAUAUUUUAUAUUUAGACACCGUUUGGUGAAUAUUUUGUAAGGCUGUUGAAUAAAGUGUACUUACUUUAAUUCCAGCACUGUGAAGAAACAAGUUUGAUUAGCACUUACACAUAUAUGUCAAAGUGACUUGGCUAUAGUCGGAUAUAAGCGUAUUGGAAAUAAACUAUUUGUACAAAAUUCGAAACAAAUACAUAAAAAUUGUUGUUGCAUUGUUAUGCAAGCGACCGGAUGCAUCAAAUAGUAAAUAACGGCUCCGGUGAGAAGAACAGAUUGUAUGGAGCUGCAUUAGAGUAAAGCCGAAACGGAAAAAGAACAAAUAAGUUUGUCACAUGCCGGCAACAAAAAUAAGAGCAACAACAAAAUUUAAAUCGUUAGGAAUAAAUUAAAAAAAAUGUUUAGUCGUAUUUUAAUAAACAUUAAACUUCGAUCAAAUGUUACACUGCGCUCUUGGUCAUACCAAUGUGAAUCGAUAGUGGCACAACGAUCACGACGAAUUCAGCAGCUUUUCACAUUCUAUCACCGAGUUUACGGUUCUAGCGGCCUCGCUCGAUUACUGCGGUCUUAUCACAAACAGUUUGAACCACCAAUAAGGGGCAUAAUGUUGAGCGCUGUGGGAGCUGUAGGUCUGAACAUCACUGGGGCCAUAGAAGCAGCAGGAUUCAAUUGGGAAAAGGAACGAUUGAGUCUUAAGAAUUUUGACCUUUGCCGGCGAGAUCUUGAUUUUCUAAACCAGCUGCCAAAUAAUGAGCUUUGCUCCAAUUGCAAAGAUAAGAACAUGCAAUUCUGUUAUUGCACAAUUGGCAACAAAAAGUGUAAAUCUCUUAAGGACGGUCGCGAGAGUAUGAGAAAUUGCAGAAGCCCACUUAAUUUAAAAAGAGACUCCGCACCAUUGGGAAAUAAAGUAAUAGAAACCUUUAGCGAAAGUUUAUGGGAACCUUACUUUAGCAAAGAUGAGUUUUCUGUAUGGCGGCGAGAAGAGCAUCCAUCUAUGUACUCGUACAAGGUGUAUGCACGAUUUGAUGAUAUUUCCGCCGAUGACCUUCUACAUGUACAAACUGAUUUAGGAUAUCGACGAAUAUGGGAUGAGACGGCAAUUCAUUUGGAGAUGGUUGAAGAAGAUCCACGGCCAAAUUCAAAUUCUCAUCUUAUAUAUUGGGAAAUGCAGUGGCCGAAACUAUUUUCCAAUCGCGACUACGUCUAUUGUCGACGUUAUAUUAAAGACGAUAAGCUCAAUGUUAUGAUGGUAUGCAGUCGCGGUACAGAACAUCCAAAAUAUCCUGUUUACUCCAAUAAAGUACGAGUUAAUGACUAUUGGAGUUUGAUGGUGAUUAAACCCUAUACAAAUUUCAGUGAACCCGGCGUACACUACAUACUAACAUAUUACGACGAUCCAGGCUUACCGAUACCACAGAAUAUAAAAUCGUGGGUAACACAAAAACAAAUGCCUGAAUUUCUGAAAAAAAUGUAUCUUGCGACGAAACAGUACUCUUUUAAAAGAGCACUCGAGAUGCAACAGAUAUUUAAUUUAUCAAGCUUCCAUCUACAAAGUCAAGAAUAUUUGGCGAACGAGUCCCGUACGAGCUGGUUUCGAAAAAUAUUACGCACUCGUGAACCAGGGAGCGGAAAGUAGGCAACAGAAGUAUAUUAUUUUUUGUUAAGGAAAAAGAAAAAAAGUUUCUGUUUUUUUUUUGUAAUAGGAGUAAUAUUGCAGAAAAAAUUGGCAAGAUUUUUGCUCCCCUAGUGAUAUUCAACAUAAAAUAGAAAGCAAAUUUCAACUUUUACUUUUUGAUUCGUAAAAAUCCAUCUUGUAAAUCUUAUUUGAACAAUCACAACGUUGUUGAACAUAUAUUUAAAAUUUUAAAUAUUUAAUCGUGCAAUAAAUGCAUUUUAGUUAUGCAGUAAAACUGGAAAUUUCGUUUAAGAGAUUAGUACAAGUUAUACUUAUUAUGUAUACUGCAACAUUUAAAAGAAUGUUAAACAAUUUACAAAUAUUUACUUAUAACAAACAAAAUUUAUUUCAACACACAAACUGGUUUUAAAAUUAGUUUUAAAAAGUAUGUGUGUUGCAGUACUGACCAUUUAGCUCAUAUUGUUUGGGUUAAUGUUAUUUACAUUUAAUAGGUAAAUUGUUUAAAUUUAAAUUAAAAGGGCUGUUGUUGUUCUCAAUUAUGACAGGAAUAUAAGUUCACACAUCGAUCCAUAAUUAGUUGUUUACAAAUUUAUAAAUCAAGAAUCACUUUUGUUACAAAAUUGCAAUAAACUUAAAAUGCAUUUAUAAAA
Messenger RNA from Ceratitis capitata (Mediterranean fruit fly), 2348 nucleotides. Its product is annotated as stAR-related lipid transfer protein 7, mitochondrial. Bases 460 to 1698 code for a protein of 412 amino acids. The record is from RefSeq and is a predicted model, not a curated record. Lineage: Eukaryota; Metazoa; Arthropoda; Insecta; Diptera; Tephritidae. Gene Ontology annotation, molecular function: lipid binding. The transcript has a single exon.